This is a messenger RNA of Botrytis sinoallii, 231 nucleotides long. RefSeq lists its product as uncharacterized. The transcript has a single exon. Lineage: Eukaryota; Fungi; Ascomycota; Leotiomycetes; Helotiales; Sclerotiniaceae. The record is from RefSeq and is a predicted model, not a curated record. Bases 1 to 231 code for a protein of 76 amino acids.
AUGAGAAGAAGAAAAAACAAGAAACAUAAACAAGAAGUUCAAAUGCAAGAUCCAGCUAACCCCGAAGAAGCUCCAAACAAAAAAAUUGCAUACCAUUUAUACACAGAUAAGAAGCGAAUAUCUCAAAAAGAAAAGAAGAAGAAAAAAGACUGCUUUGAAGUUUAUCCCCAAUCCCAAAUUCCUAAACCUAUGAAAACACUCCUGAAGAAAGAUGGCCAGAUGAAUGGAUAA